AAGGGAUGAUUUAACGCGAAUCCGUACCCGCAACCUUCCAUAGAGAGGAAACAGAUAGAGAGCAUGACACUUCUCUUACUCAGAUCUAACGAUGGCUAUCCUAUUUAAUCCGAUCAUUAACUAAUUACCACUAUCCCUUUGUCAAUUAAACAAUGGAGACAGAGCUUAAAAACAUGAAUCCCGACCUAUCCAAAGCUGAACCGGAACCGGAACCAGUUCGAGACGAAGGGACUAGCAAGGAUGACCGCCCACUCCUGAAGUCGGACUCCGACCAAUUGCAGAGGCAGAGCAUCGAAGAGCUGGAGAAGAAAUUCGCUGCUUAUGUACGUAAGGACAUCUACGGUCCUAUGGGACGUGGCGAGCUGCCGUUGGCCGAGAAUGUGUUGUUAGGCAUAGCGUUGGUGACUGUUGUGCCGAUAAGAAUCGUGCUAGCGAUAACAGUAUUGGUAUUAUAUUACGCGAUUUGUAAGAUUUGCACACUGUUUUCUGCGCCUAAUCGUGAUGAGGAGGAGGAGCAGGAGGAUUUCGCGCAUGUGGAAGGGUGGAGAAGGGCGGUUAUAGUGUGGUGUGGGAGAUUAUUGUCUAGAGCUAUGCUUUUCGUGUUUGGAUUUUAUUGGAUUAAAGAGACUUACAGGAUUCUUGAGGAGGAGAAGAAGGAGGGAAAAGAUGCAGAAUCAGAAGAAGAGUUCGAAAGACCUGGGGCAAUAAUUUCUAAUCAUGUCUCCUAUUUAGAUAUUUUGUAUCACAUGUCUUCUUCUUUUCCAAGUUUUGUUGCCAAGAGAUCAGUGGCUAAACUUCCUCUUGUUGGUCUCAUCAGCAAGUGCCUUGGUUGUGUUUAUGUUCAGCGCGAGUCAAAGUCAUCUGACUUCAAGGGUGUUGCAGGUGUUGUUGUUGAAAGAGUUCGAGAAGCUUAUGAGAAUAGGUCUGCUCCUAUCAUGAUGCUUUUUCCUGAAGGCACAACUACAAACGGAGACUUUCUUCUUCCAUUCAAGACGGGUGCAUUCUUAGCAGGAGCUCCUGUUCUUCCAGUGAUUCUGAGAUAUCCCUAUCAGAGAUUCAGUCCUGCCUGGGAUUCAAUAUCUGGGGCACGUCAUGUGAUUUUUCUCCUCUGUCAAUUUGUAAAUUGUAUUGAAGUGACGCGACUACCUAUUUACUACCCAUCACAAGAAGAGAAGGAUGAUCCAAAACUAUAUGCUUCUAAUGUCCGACAGUUGAUGGCUCGUGAGGGUAAUUUAAUCAUGUCAGACAUUGGACUAGCUGAGAAGCGAGUAUAUCAUGCUGCUCUCAAUGGUAUGUUUUGACAAUGCUAAUUCGGAUACGCCGUCUGUCUGUAUAUUUCAUUAUGAUUUUAUUAUAAACAGAAAAGGCUAACAAUAUAGAGAAUCAUGUGCAGAAUCAGCAUAUCUGAUUGUCAUUGCUUAAACUGUAUUUACCUGGAUAUGUAGUAUCGCUGUGGUCAUUGUAGAGCUUUACUGGCGUUUUUUGAAGCAGGCCAUUUCUUUUGAUUUCACAUUGUCAUUUAUAGUAGGGAUUCAGGAAAUAUUUCAUUAGGAGGCACUGCUUAAAUGAAAUUUCAUAUAGAGAUUAACAUUAGUAGUUUCUGAUCUGUAUUACAUUAAUUCAGUUUCUUUACAAGAAAUCAGCCGCUGAGAUUCGAUUCUUUCA
Messenger RNA from Ricinus communis (castor bean), 1665 nucleotides. Its product is annotated as lysophospholipid acyltransferase LPEAT1. Gene Ontology annotation, biological process: phospholipid metabolic process. The transcript is spliced from 9 exons. The coding region runs from base 153 to 1301 and encodes 382 amino acids. Gene Ontology annotation, cellular component: endoplasmic reticulum. Gene Ontology annotation, molecular function: lysophosphatidylethanolamine acyltransferase activity. The record is from RefSeq and is a predicted model, not a curated record. NCBI's taxonomy places the organism in Eukaryota, Viridiplantae, Streptophyta, Magnoliopsida, Malpighiales, Euphorbiaceae.